AUGGGAUCAAAGACCCCCGAAGAAUACCAGCAGAUUCCGGAUGGCUCCAACUCCAACGGGCUCAAGCCGACCAAUCCUGAUCCAGAAGUCUCUCAACGAGGCUCCAGCUUUGCCGAUUUGGAUCGUGGGAUUGUCAGUGAUGAGGAUGAUGAUGAUGCAAACCAAGAGGCCGGGAUGAACCCCUCCGUUUCUAAUGCUGAAAAGAAGAAGAAACGCAAAAGAUCCAAGAAGAAGAAGAAGUCCAAAACCGGAACUCCUCCGGCAAUGGAGCUCAAGCAAACGAGCCCACCACGUGUGCGGAUCUCACGUCUCUUCCCAUCUGGGUAUCCCGCAGGAGAAUUCGUACCGUACGACAAUCUGUCUCGCACUACAGAUGAAGAGUCGCGUUACAAUUCUCGUCUCUGGGACGAAGGUUUUCUCACCGAUUAUCGCCAGGCAGCCGAGAUUCAUCGUCAGGUUCGCCAGUAUGCCCAAAAAGAGCUCAUUUAUCCCGGAGCAAGUCUUUUGACUAUAGCUGAGGGUAUUGAGGAUGGAAUUCGUGCACUCUCUGGCCAUCAGGGACUUGAAGUUGGUGAUAGCUUGAAAGCGAGCAUGGGAUUUCCUACUGGGCUGUGCUUAAACAACAUUGCGGCCCAUUGGACACCGAAUCCUGGCGGAAAAGAUGUUAUUUUGCAGAAGAGUGAUGUCUUGAAAGUGGAUUUUGGUGUGCAUGUCAAUGGACGCAUUGUCGACUCCGCUUUCACAGUUGCAUUUGACCCCACAUACGACCCUCUUCUUGCUGCUGUAAGAGCGGCAACCAACACUGGCAUUACGCAUGCUGGCGUUGAUGCAAGAAUGAGUGAGAUCGGCGCUGCGAUCCAGGAGGUGAUGGAAAGCUAUGAAGUCGAAAUUGCCGGAAAGGUCUUUCCUGUGAAAGCUGUGCGAAACAUUACAGGCCAUGAUAUUCUCCGGUACCAUAUUCAUGGCGGUAAACAAAUUCCCUUUGUCAAAAAUAAGAAUCGAGACAAGAUGGAGGAGGGAGAAGUGUUUGCUAUUGAGACUUUUGGAACUACUGGUAAAGGCUACUUGGACGACGAUGUGGGAAAUUAUGGCUAUGGGCGACAGGACGAUGUCAGUGCUGCUAACCUGCAUCUUUCCUCCGCAAAGUCUCUUCUCAGAACCAUCGACGCCAAUUUUGGGACCAUAGUUUUCUGCCGUCGAUAUCUUGAGCGUCUGGGAGUGAAAAACUAUCUUCUCGGAUUGAGAAAUUUGAUUGAUAAUGGAAUCGUCCAGUCUUAUGGGCCACUUGUUGACGUGAAGGGUUCAUAUGUUGCACAAUUUGAACAUACGGUUCUACUCCACAGUGGUGGAAAAGAGGUGAUUAGUCGAGGUGACGACUAUUAG
Messenger RNA from Lachnellula hyalina, 1383 nucleotides. RefSeq names its product Methionine aminopeptidase 2-2. Gene Ontology annotation, biological process: proteolysis. The coding region runs from base 1 to 1383 and encodes 460 amino acids. The record is from RefSeq and is a predicted model, not a curated record. The transcript is spliced from 7 exons. Gene Ontology annotation, molecular function: metalloaminopeptidase activity. Lineage: Eukaryota; Fungi; Ascomycota; Leotiomycetes; Helotiales; Lachnaceae.